GCAGAGACACUGCUGUAUCAUGUUAUUUUAGCUGGGCUCCACAGACGUUACCCGGCGUAGUAACCAUGAUCUUUGGGCAUAAAUGUGGUCGCUGUGCGCCUCUGGAGCUGGCUCUGUGGUUUGUGGCCUUUGUAGGCUGUUUGUUGGCCAGGUCCGGAGCGGCGGAGGACAAGAGCCCCUGGUAUCAGGACCUUUGCAGAUAUAAAUGGGAGGCUAUAGAUAAAGAUAAUAAUGUGGCAUAUACACUAAAGCUCUGUGAGUCUUCACCAUCAACCAGCUGUGGAACUGGAGCUGCCGUGUGUGCAAAAAGCCUCACCACCCACAAAGAACAGUCUGUUGGUGACCUUUCCCUGCAGAAGCUCUCCAACACGGUGCUGGAUUUCAACAGCACACAAAAUUGUCCCGGAAGCAGCAACAACAUCCAGACCAGCAUCAGCUUCCAGUGUGGGAAAACCAUGGGGACUCCAGAGUUUGUGGCCGUGUCUCAGUGCGUGCAUUACUUUGAGUGGAAGACCUACGCUGCCUGCAAGAAGGACAAAUUCAAGCCACAUAAAGAGGUGCCCUGCUACGUGUUUGACUCAGAUUUUAAGAAGCACGACCUCAGUCCUCUUAUCAAGCUGAAUGAUGGCUAUCUGGUGGACGAUGGCGAUGACAGCUUAGACUUCUACAUCAACAUCUGCCGCAGUCUCAACUCACCAGACAAAGGCUGUCCAGAGGGCUCUGCAGCCUGCCUCGUCACCAGUAAUGGCUCACACAGCAUGGGUUUUCCCGCUCAGCAGCUGGAGCUGGUGUCCAGUGACAGGCUGAGGUUACAGUAUUCUUUAAGUGACGACUCGACUCCACCACCAAUCUGUGUAUCAAGCAAGCCUGCAGUCACCAUCACCUUCAUAUGCCCAUCAAGCAGACAUUUGGGCAGCACCCCUAAGAUGACAGCUGAGUCAAACUGCCGUUACGAGGUGGAGUGGGUCACUGAGUAUGCUUGUCACAGAGACUAUCUGGAGAGUCAUACCUGCAAACUGACCAGCGACCAGCAUGAUAUCUCCAUAGAUCUGACUCCUCUCACUUUAGCCUCAAAUGAUCAUCCAUAUUAUGCACAGUCUGGGCCCAGUGACGGGACUGACAGCUACACCUACUACCUGAAUGUAUGUGGAAAAGUCACCACCCAAGAAUGUGGUGAGGACGUGUCCGUAUCAUCUUGCCAGGUGAAGAAGUCCCAAGAUGUGAAGAAGAUAGCUGGAAGAUAUCAAAACCAGACAUUACGUUAUUCUGAUGGAGAUCUGACUCUGAUCUAUCCAGACGGGAGCAAAUGCUCCUCCGGCUUUCAGAGAAUGACCAUCAUCAACUUUGAGUGCAACGAGAAUGCAUCCAGCGGUGGGCGAGGAAAUCCAGAGUUUGCCGGGGAAACCGACUGCACUUAUUAUUUUAACUGGGAGACGGCGUUUGCCUGCAUCAAAGAGAAGGAGGAUGUGCUGUGUGAGGUCAGAGAUGGCAGCAAACACUAUGACCUUUCACCCCUCACAAGAUAUCCAGAGGGCGGUGAGAACUGGGAGGCGGUGAACGCUAAAUCCUCAAAGUCAACCUCGCGCUACUACCUGAACGUUUGCCACAAAGUCAUCCCCACAGGAAGUGCAGCCGGUUGUCCAAUGGAUGCCUCAAUCUGUGCCGUGGGUAAGGAUAACAAAACCAUCAGCCUGGGCAGCUUCCUCUCCUCUCCCCAGAAAACUAAAACAGGAAAUGACAUCAGACUGGUGUAUACUGACGGAGACUUUUGCAUCCAAAACAAUAAAAGGAUCCAAACUAUCCUGACUCUCAAAUGCAAACCAGGAGAUCUGCAGAGUGCUCCCGUCCUUCUUAGUGUCACGUCUGAUGAGUGUGUUUAUGAGUUGGAGUGGUACACGGCCGCCGCCUGCGUCCUUUCGCAGACGCAAGGAGACAACUGCAUAGUAGAGGACCGUCAAGCUGGCUUCUCUUUCGACUUGUCUCCCCUCUCCAAACCUAACGGUGGUUUCUACAACCUGACCAGUGGACACUACAAGUACUACAUCAAUGUCUGCGGUCCGGUCAGCGUUUCCACAUGUCCUAAGAAGGCUGGAGCGUGCCAGGUGGAAGAAAAUUCUUGGAGUCUCGGGGAAGCAAACUCCCGCUUGUUGUACUACAACGGGGUCAUCCAGCUGAUCUACAGUAACGGCUCCCAGUACAACAACAAAGAGCACACCCUCAGAUCCACUGUCAUCUCUUUCCUCUGUGACCCAGAAGCUGGACCGGGAAAACCUGAAUUCCAGCUGGAAGACCAGUACACAUACAACUUCCACUGGUAUACCUCCUACGCAUGUCCUGAAAGACCUCAUGAGUGUUUGGUGACAGAUCCCAGCACACUGGACCAGUACGACUUAUCCAGCCUGUCGCGUACCACCUCCAACUGGCAGGCGAUGGAUAUGUCUGACACCAAAAACCUGAAGAAGUAUUACAUCAACGUAUGUCGCCCCAUCAGCCCUGUACACGGCUGUGACCGCGAUGCGUCCGUCUGUGAGAUGAAAUACGUAACCCAGCAGGGCUCUCCAGAGGAGGUCGUGUCGAUCAGUAACAUGGGCAUUUCAAAGCGAGGGCCGAUCAUCGAGGCACGGGACCACCUCAUGCUGGAGUUCACGGACGGCUCUGCCUGUGAGUCAUAUGGUCAGAAACUCUCGUACACGACGCGCAUCCACCUGGUGUGCUCCAGAGGAACUCUCUCUAUGGGACCGCGGUUCCUGAUGUACCAGAACUGCACUGCUAAUUUUAUGUGGGAGACCAGGGCGGCCUGUGCCAUCAGUACCACCACAAACAAUAGCUGUGCUGUGGAGGAUCCCAAUACCGGCUUUGAGUACAACCUUCUACCUUUGGCUUCCAAGACCGGAUACAACACAAGUGGGAAUGGCAAGGACUUCCUGGUGAACAUCUGUGCAGAUGUAGCUAAAUGUGGGGAGGCUGUGGCCGGCUGUGAGUUGGAGAAUGGACAUCCCGUUAGCCCCGUGGGGGUGGAGAAGACCCUCCAGUUUUCCACUGAAGGCGUCCUCCAACUAACAUACAAGGGAAUUGUUAACAUUCCAACAGGAAGUCGGGACACCUUCCAGAUUAAUUUUGUGUGCGAUCCAAACUCUUACCCUGGCUCUUUGAAACUGGUGCGAGAGGACAUGAGGACUUCACCUGAGCACGUCGACCACAAUGUCCUCUUCGAGUUCUCCACCUCUCUGGCUUGCAUGCCUGCUCCAGUUGACUGCACGAUCACAGAUUUACAUGGUAAUGAGUAUGACCUGAGUCACCUGAUCCGGCAUGCAGAUGACAGCCCGUGGAUCCCCAUAGACACGGAUUCGGUCACAUCACGGAGAUUUUAUAUCAAUGUCUGCAAACCCCUCCCACCUGUCGAUGAGUGUCCAGUGGGUCUCUCGGGCGCCUGCGGUAUCAUUGAUGGGAAAAGUUACAACCUGGGAUAUGUCCAGUCCAGCCCGCAGGCGGCAGAAGACGGCUCCAUCAGCAUCGUGUACCACAACGGGGACCAGUGCGGUUCUUCGUCCCACUACUCGACUCGCAUCAUCUUUCAGUGUGACGACAACCCAGGCUCUCCCAUGUUUGACCGUAAAGAUGGUUGUGAAUACGUCUUCAUCUGGAGGACAUCUGAGGCCUGCCCUAUCAGGAGGUCCCAAGGUGAUCACUGCCGAGUUCGUGACCCCAAGAGUGGCUACGAGUUUGACCUGAGCUCCCUGAAGGGUCAAGAUUACACCAUCAAUACGCCGCAGUACAGUUAUCACCUUUCCAUAUGCGGCGCACUCCAAAAGGAUGUUUGCACCCACAAAGAUGCAAGCAAAUCGGUCUCCUCCUGCCAAGUGGGCAAAGACAUUCAGAAGAUCGCAGGAAUAACAAACCAGGUUCUAACUUAUGUGGGAGACCAGAUCAUCCUGAACUACACCGAUGGAGAGACCUGCCAUAAAGUCUACAAUAGAUCUACUGAGAUCUACUUCUCCUGCAACCCUGACAAGAAUCCCGGAGAACCAGAGUAUAUUCGGGAGACUCCAGACUGCACCUAUCUGUUCAACUGGCCCACUGCACUGGCCUGCAUCCUAGUCAAGACCACCAGCUGCUCCUACAAUGAUGGUCAUGGUCGGUCAUAUGACCUCUCCUCUCUGGCUAUGGACUCUGGGAACUGGGAGGUGGAGCUCUCCACCGGGAACACGAAUAAUCAGUAUUACAUUAAUGUCUGCAGGACGCUGGUGAAGCAGAAGGGUCCAUGGAAUUGUCCCUCCACUGCAGCAUCAUGCAUGAAGGUUGGAGAUAAAUAUGUGAGUCUGGGGCAGGUCCAUUCCAGUCUUAAAUUGGAAAAAAAUGUCCUACAGCUGCAGUACACCAGCGGCCACGCUUGUCCAGAUGGACAACGCAACAAGUCCAGCAUCAUCCGCUUCAAGUGUGACAAAGACAAAGUGAAUUCUCGGCCUACUAUGAUCUCUGUGGUGGAGGAGUGUGUGUACAACUUCCUGUGGCUAACAGCUGCAGCCUGCCCUCUAAAUAGCACCCAGCACGACGACUGCAGAGUCACCAAUCCUGCUACAGGUCAUUUAUUUGACCUGAGCCCCUUGAAGAAGGAAGGAGGUUACACUGUGCACCAUCAUCAGGACCAGGGGAAGAUGUUCCGCGUGAACAUCUGCGGACCUGUGAACAACGCUGGUUGCAGCCCUAACACUGCCGUGUGCAUUAAGAAAGGCAGUACUGUGGUCAGUGGUGGUCAGGUGAGCAAGAAGCUCUCGUACAAGGAUCACAUUCUGGAGCUGACGUAUGAAGAGGGAAGUCCAUGCCCAGCAAACCCUAGCCUCAAGCACAGUACCAUCAUCCACUUCAUCUGCAGGCCGGCUAACAUGAGCUCAGCCCCCCAAGAGCCCGUCCUGAUCGACUCCAAUGCUGAAACCUGCACACACUACUUCUCUUUCCACACACCGCUGGUCUGUGAGCAGUCUGUAACUUGUUCCGUCCAGAACGGCUCUGCUCUGAUAGACCUGACUCCUCUGAUUCAUGUCAGCGGAUACUACACAGCAACAGAUGACGCGGUCGACCAAAGUGAUGAAUCUCCAGACUUCUACAUCAACAUCUGUCAGCCUCUAAACCCCAUCCCCGGGGUCAACUGUCCACCUGGAGCUGCUGUCUGUAUGGAUCCAGAUAAUGGAGGACCUGUGGACAUCGGUCGGACCACCAGCGGUCCAGAGCUCAACAAUGGCGAGGUGUCCAUCACCUACCACAGCUCCACCCAGUGUGACAGCAACCCUGCACAGAACUACACUUCAACCAUCAUCUUUACCUGCCAGAGAGGCGUGGAGCUGGGCUCUCCACAAAUGCUGAGGCUGCAGGAUUGUGUCUAUUUCUUUGAGUGGGCUACUCCGAUCGUCUGUCCAGAUACCACCGAAACCAGCGGCUGCCGGCUCACAGACUCGCAGCUCCACUUCACCUUUGACCUGACAAAGCUCUCCGGGGAAGUCCGGGUAAUAGGGAACUCGAGCACGUAUCACAUCAACAUCUGCGACUCGGUUUCAGAGCCGGCUUGUAAGCAGAGCGCAGUCUGCCAGGUUUCUGGUUCCGGGUCAGACAAGUUGGCAUCAUCGUUUGGCAACACUAAAGUCAUGACGAUGGACUUCAAACACGAAGAGCAGGCCGUGCUGAUGCAGUAUGGUGGAGGAGAUCCCUGCCCACCAGUGACCACCAAGGGUGAGGCGUGUGUGUUUCCCUUCGUUCAUAUGAAGAAGACUUAUAUGGAGUGCACCAAAGAUGGAAUGACAACUGGCAGGUUGUGGUGUGCCACCACUUCCAACUAUGACACGGACAGGAAGUGGGGAUUGUGCAGUGCAGUCUCAGCCAUACGUCAGUCCUCCAUACUGUUUACCUGCGACCACUCUGCGGGCCGCGGCUCUCCGACGGUGUUGUCCGAGACGGCAGGUUGUUCAGCCACCUUCCAGUGGCGCACCAAUGCUGUUUGUCUCCCGAGGAAGAUGGAGUGCAAGCUGGUCAGCCAGCAUAAGACCUUUGACCUCCGAGCCUUGUCCUCCCUCACCGAGCCGUGGAAGUUCAGCCACAGAGGAGAGGCGUAUUUCAUCAACCUGUGUCAGAGUGUCCAUGGUGGACUGCUGGGCUGUCCUGAAGAAGCAACUGUGUGCCGCCGCACAGCAGCAGGAAAAACUGAGGCCCUGGGCCGAGUCUACACGCAGGAAAUGAACUUCAAGAAUGGAACGAUUUUUGUCAACUAUUCAGCAGGAGACGAUGUAUGCGGCAACGGCAUAAAGGCCAGAACCGUAAUCCAGCUGAGCUGUGGCUCCACAGUGGGACACCCCACACUGAUCAGGCUCGAUAAGACCUCGUGUGAGUUUGUGAUAGGCUGGGAGACUCGAGCAGCUUGUGCAGUGAAGCAGCGUGAGGUGCAGAUGGUGAACGGGACAAUACAGGUUCCUGACACUGGAGUCAGCCUCAGGCUGGGAGCCGUCUACUUCAGCCAACAUCAGGCAUCUGGAGACAUUCGUCCCAAUGGCGACAGUUACAUCUACCACAUCCAGUUGUCCGGCAUCACCAACAACUCUCUGCCCAAAUGUGUUGGUGCCAACAUCUGCCAGAUCAAGCUGAACGGGCACUACAGGCGCAGGAUUGGUUCGUCCAGCAAAGCCAAAUAUUACGUAAAAGGAGCAAACCUGGAUGUGAUCGUGCCUUCUGAGUCAGAGUGUGGCCGUGAGAGGACCAAAACGGUUUCAUCCACCAUCAUGUUCCACUGUAACCCAUCAGCAGGCGUCGGCAUCCCGGAGUUUAUGCUGGAGACCGACGAAUGCCAGUAUCUGUUUGUGUGGCACACUAAUGCUGUGUGCGGUCUGACAGCUGUUGCUAGGCAGACGAAUGAUGACAGCAGUGGAGACACUCCGGCUCUGUCUAGGCGGAGCCAAGCAGUUGGAGUAGUGCUGUGCCUCCUGUUGGCGGUUCUAAUUGUCUGCCUGCUGGGGCUUCUGCUCCACAAGAGGGAGAGGAGGGAUCUGGUGAGGCAGAAGAUUGCUGGUUGUUGUAGGAGAGGAAAUCAAGUCUCCUAUAAAUAUUCCAAGGUCAGCACAGAUGAAGAGGGGGGAGAAGAGGAGAUGGAAUGGCUGAUGGAGGAGAUGGACGCUCCUCUCACAUCCUCGUCGUCCCGUGGCAGGAGUAACCACAGCAACGGUCACAUCACGACCAAGCCGGUGAAUACAGACGGUCUCCGCUCGUUCUCACUGGACGAGCAGGAAGACGACAGCGAGGACGAGGUGCUGAGCGUCCCGGGAGUUCGAGUGGUUAAAUCGUCGGGACCCUCCAGGCACUCGACGAACCAUCGCAGCGCCUUCCUGCAGGAGGAGAGUGACGAGGACCUGGUGGGCCUUCUGGAUGAGUCAGACAGGAAGAGGAAGAGCAGCAAACCUCGUUCUUCUGGCCUUAACCACGGUAACAAGACGGCAGCCAACAGGAAACGGGACGAGGACGACAGUGACGAGGACCUCCUCAGGGUGUGAUGUCACUCUGUCCUUCCUGGGUCCCUCCAUCCAGUCUGAACUCUUCUCUCUCAGUGAAUGUCUCCAGAAUAGCAACAGUGAAAAACCAACAACACACUGAAGGCAGAAACCUUUCUUCUCUUUUCUAGAUUUUUUUUUUUUUUUUUUUUUCGGGGGGGUUGGUGCACCUUUACUUGGCCCACACAGACUCAGUCAAGUUCACCGUCCACAGAGGGUUUUUAUUUAUUGACAGCUCAUUAUUUAAAAUGUUCUUAAGGCUUCACCUCCACCAUGUUUUCUUUCAUAACUCUUAUACUUCAGCCUUGCCACGCUUGUCUGACGAAGACUGAACAGGCCAGUUUAGGCUCUUAAAAUCAACCUUGGAAGCACACAAAGCGUUCUUGUAGUGCUGAGUUCAGACUACAGGCGUGCUGCGUUUAGUGUGACCGCAGCGCUAAUAUAUUAACGUAAACCGUGUACACCAAAUGAAAAAAUCCUGUCAGGACAGGAAGGGAAACUCUGCAGUGAGGCAUGUCAGUGAUGAGAUGUGAAUGAAGAUUAAGUUAUAUUUGUGUUCUGAACUGAAGCUGUGCCGUUGUUUUCGCACUUUGAUUAACUGUAAAUAACACUGGCUGCGUGUCUCGUUGCAGACUGGGUGAGGGGAUUUAAAAAGGAAGACUUUGGCUGCCUUUGGAGUUUGUUUUUAACGCCCACUGGCCCAUACAUACUUUAUUGGAAAACUGUGAUGAUAUUUACUCCCCGGCUUAGGCAGUGGAGGUGCCAGCUUCUUUCUAAAAAGGGAACGAAGACGCCCAUUUCUUGUUGUUUACAGUUGCUAUUAUAGCAGACCCGUUUCCCUUUUCUUUGCCCUCAAAAAGAAAGCACGAUGCCUUCGUAUUGAUGAAUUUACUUUAAUUGAUGAAUCAUGUCCAGCCACAGAUUAAAUUUUUUUUUUUUUUUGUCUUGAUUUGAUCAGAGACGUUGUAAAUAGAUGAUGUUCUGUAAUAUGGACGUUUCAUUUGUUGUCUUCUCCGGUGAAUUGCUCACAUUUUUGUAAUUAUUUAAGCGCUCGUCUGAGCUGAUUAUCUGUACGUUUGUGUGUUCUGUGUGAAAAUAGAGAUGGCCUUAAGUGUGAAUGGAUGAAGGAAAGUUUAAAGUGAAACUGGAGGUGUUCCUUUUGGAUUGUCUCGGUCCCCGCCCCUCCCGCUAAAGCCAUAUUUCUACUGCCACCCUUGGCACUAAUGUAGGGAAGUUGAUUUUUCUUUCUCUGCUCGUGUACUCUUGUACUACAUGUACUACAUGUACUACAUCGAUGCUAUGUGAAAAGUGAAGCCAAGUUUUUUAGUGCUGAAAUCCACCCUGUUCAGCCAAAUGCCCGAUGCAAAAGAUGGAAGUGAGGCAGGAACGCAGGAUGUUGACCACCAUAGUUGUUUUCAGCUGGUGACCUGCCAGUAAUAAUGGAGGUUUAUGCAGCGUUUCCACACAAGUCAUUAAACCUGUAAGCUUGUAAACACAGUAUUCAGUGUUCCACAUGCAAAUAUUCUUUAAUCCCCACCAAUGUUUUGAAGCCACUUGGUUAACACAGUUACAGCUCAGACUGGUUGAAUUAAAAUAAAAAAACUGCAGUUUUUAUAACACGUCAUCGCUUCUUGAGCAGAGCCAGAAACAAUCAGAUUGGGUCUGUUUUCUCUAAAAGUUUAGAUUAUUUCUGAUGUGCAAACCAGCUAAGAACCAAUGAAAAACUAUUCGGUGCAACUAGCCGCUGUUUUCAUCAUUUAUUAAUCUCUUUUUCCAGUUAAUUUAUUAUAAAUUUGAAAUGUAAAUAUCAGGAAACUUUCCACUUUUUUUUUUUUUUUAAUUGCUUCUGUGCACACACUUCAGCACAAAACAGACUUGGAGAAAAGCGGUACAUCCUCACGGUGGGUGAUGGAAGGUGCUGACUCAAAGCCUGUGGUCAGUCGGUCAAACUCCAUAAGCUGGUUAAGUCUUACGGUGCAUUUUUAAAAAAAAGUCAUGACCACAGCUGAAUUACUGCUAGCUAGCAGGUGUAUUUAAAGCUAAAAUUAUUCAUUCAUUAACUGAUCAGUUGGCUGACAGAAGAUUUAAUGGACAUUUUUGAUAAUCAGUUUUCUUUGGUUUCAGCUUCUCUAAAGUAAACGUUUGAUGUUUAUCUACGUUUGCUGUUUGCUUUCACUGAAAAUGAAGAUUUUUUUUGAGUUUCGGACUUUCGAUUGGAACAAAAUAGAUAGUUGAAAGCAACAUUGUUGGUUGUGCACUUUUGAAGAAUAACCAGGAAUGAUUGUGAGCUGCGGCGCUCUGUAGCAUACAGUACAUAUCUCUGUACACUUGCUUCUAUUUUUUUUUUUUGUUGUUGGUUUGUGGGAUGAGCACAUUUUUUUCCAGUUUGUUUAUCUCAGCAAACAAACUGGAAAUGGGAGGUGAAUAAUCCUGAGCACAUCUGUUGAACCAUAGCUGGACAUUUACUACCACAGAAAACGGUCCCCUCACAUUGCAGAUUCAUCACAUUGAGAUGUUGCGUUGCUGGUGUGGAGUUGGGGUUGGAGUUUUUGUUUUCUCAGUAUUCAAAUGUGAGUUUAUUGCUAAAAUCUCAAUAACAAGAUUUGCCAUUCAGGGUAUUUCUAAAGCUUUGUACACAUAAUUGUUUAACAAGUUUUUGUAUGGUGCCACUUGCCCAUAAGAAAAUAUAAUGACAGAAAGCAUUUAAUAAAAUAAUUUCCAGUUGCAGUGCAAGCAUCAGUAUUUCAUAGGGAAGAGUUUGCGGUGUGUUGUGAUAGUAAAAUACUGAGCAAACAAAUAGAAAGCAUCACCUUCAUUUUUCUGUUUCUGUCUCAGAUUACAAACCGAGCCUUUCCAAAGCAGCUCUGGACAUUUUUCAGACUCCAGAAAGGUCGAGAAGAACUGAAGCUUUGCUCUUUCUUGCUCUAAAAUAUAACUUCUCACAUAAUCAUAUCAUUAUGCUACUGGUCUGAAAUGAUGAAGAGUGCAACUAUAGCUACCUUUAACAGCUUAAAGAAUGAGAGUACGCAGCACAUGGGGAAGUAGGUUUCUAGAAAAUAUGACAAUGACACUGGUAACAGGUGAAAUAUUUAUGAUCAGUAUUUAUCAUAAAAUAAUGAUUGUAAGUCAGGCAAAAGUUUAGACUUGACAGAUUUUUUUUAUAAAGUUUAAUUUUAAGUGUCCAUUCAGUGCGUGGUUUUGCUAUAUGAACUUCAGCUGUCUUUCUUAAAAAUUUUUUUAUAUCCCGACCCCGUUAGACUGAGGUUUGAAUGGGAAGCAUCUGCCUGUGUUUGGCACUUUGUAAUCAUCUCUCCUGAGUCUCAAAGAACACUAGCGCUCGUUUCAGUGCAGCAGGAGCUAACGUAUCGUAUGUGAAGUCCUUUGUUCAUCACUGCAUUAAAUUUGUUUCUGCUUAGCACCAAAGUUCCCGCGGCUCAUCUGCAUGGUACUGUACUGAACCGUCUCUUUCCUGAAGUUAUUACUGGACAUUCUUGUGCUUUUUUUGGUCCGCACAGAUGCAAACAUUUGGAUAAGAUCAAACAAAUGUGAGACUGAGACCAGGAGCUGAAUUAAGAAGCAGACACGCCAACAACAAAAAUAAACAGUGACUAAAAAAAAAAAGCACAAGAAACUUUAUGUGGUGAUUUGGUACAAUGAGAGAUCAUUAUUAUGGUUUAGUUGGCAUAAGUUAUGUUGUCUAAUGUUUUCAGCUCUUUGCCUGUUUUCCUAUUUAAAAAUGAUGUAAAAAUUGCAUUAUUUGAAUAAAUAAGAGAUCUGCUGUUUA
This is a messenger RNA of Archocentrus centrarchus (flier cichlid), 11310 nucleotides long. RefSeq names its product insulin-like growth factor 2 receptor (gene igf2r). The coding region runs from base 66 to 7529 and encodes 2487 amino acids. Gene Ontology annotation, molecular function: signaling receptor activity; D-mannose binding; insulin-like growth factor binding. The transcript is spliced from 51 exons. Gene Ontology annotation, cellular component: trans-Golgi network; late endosome; plasma membrane. The record is from RefSeq and is a predicted model, not a curated record. Gene Ontology annotation, biological process: lysosomal transport. NCBI's taxonomy places the organism in Eukaryota, Metazoa, Chordata, Actinopteri, Cichliformes, Cichlidae.